Messenger RNA from Echinococcus granulosus, 795 nucleotides. Its product is annotated as Protein phosphatase 1 regulatory subunit 12A. The transcript is spliced from 4 exons. The record is from RefSeq and is a predicted model, not a curated record. Lineage: Eukaryota; Metazoa; Platyhelminthes; Cestoda; Cyclophyllidea; Taeniidae. Gene Ontology annotation, molecular function: protein kinase binding. Bases 1 to 795 code for a protein of 264 amino acids.
AUGCUCUACGGUGGUCCCUUGGGCACUUACCUGAGCGGUUACUACGCUCCAGGGAGCGCAAAAAGUGGCAGUCCAAGUUUCACGAGCACUGGAAGUGGACCGUCUUCAAGCAGUGGAUUGAUCCGUCCUAGAGGUGGUCGUUAUCGUGCUCCAUCGGCCUAUGGUGUCGCCAGCAGUGGAAAUAACUCCUCUGGCUCCCUCUCCACUCCAUCUUCAAGUAGAUCAACUUUCUACACACCACAAACUCGAAGGAGAUACUCUGAUGAUAGCACAGAGGCGUCAGCGCCUAGUCGAUCGCGCUACACGACGGCAGGAAAUCCGGCGAAUAGCAACAGCAGUGGUGGUGGUGGUGGUAACAACAACAGCAACAAUACCGCCACCAGCGGUUACUACUCGCGACCUUCACCCAGCUACACCUCCACCCCCUCCACUAGCAGUCCCGCCACUGUUGCCUCCGCGGUCUCUCCUCCUCCUUCCUCCUCCACUAGUGCCGCGGAGUCGAGCCUGGACUACAAGCGCCUCUACGAGGCCGAGCGUCAGGACACGCUAGAACUGCGAGCGCAAAUAGAUCGUGCCCAGCAAGAGUUACGGGAGCUGCGCGCUCAAGUUGAAGAGGCUCGUCGGUUACCAUCACAACAACAGCAGAAGCAGCAGCAACAUCAACAACAACAAAAGCCACACCAGCAGCACUGCAACGAUGCAGAUCAGCGAACCCUGGAAGAGCUCCGCGCCUCGGCGGAAAAGCUAAAGGCUGAACACCGAGCGCUAACUCGAGUGAUUUCCCGUCUCAUGUGA